Struthio camelus australis is the source of this 2913-nucleotide messenger RNA. NCBI's taxonomy places the organism in Eukaryota, Metazoa, Chordata, Aves, Struthioniformes, Struthionidae. The record is from RefSeq and is a predicted model, not a curated record.
AUGGUGUUUUAUUAUCCUUCCUUAAUGGUGAUGAAGGAUUUGUUCUGUGACUGUGACACAGACAGAGCUUUAACUGCGUUGGUGGUUGAGCAGUAUAUCUGCAGAGCAAUUGAGUUGCUGGAAAAAUUACAGAGAAGUGGAGAAGUGCCACCACAAAAACUACAGGCUUUGCAGAGAGUCCUUCAAAGUGAAUUCUGUAAUGCUGUAAGGGAGGUGUACGAGCACGUAUAUGAGACGGUGGACAUCAGCAGUAGCCCAGAAGUUAGAGCUAAUGCAACAGCAAAGGCUACUGUAGCUGCAUUUGCUGCUAGUGAAGGUCAUUCCCAUCCCAGAGUGGUUGAACUGCCAAAAACCGAAGAAGGUCUUGGAUUCAACAUCAUGGGAGGCAAAGAACAAAAUUCUCCAAUCUAUAUCUCUCGAAUUAUCCCAGGCGGUAUAGCUGAUAGACAUGGGGGCCUGAAACGUGGAGAUCAGCUUCUUUCUGUAAAUGGAGUGAGUGUUGAAGGUGAACACCAUGAAAAAGCUGUAGAACUGCUGAAAGCAGCUCAAGGAAAGGUUAAAUUAGUUGUACGAUACACACCGAAGGUUCUGGAAGAAAUGGAGUCAAGAUUUGAAAAAAUGAGAUCAGCAAAACGCAGGCAGCAAAACUAACUUUGUCAGAACCUUUAAGCAUGAAGCAAACUUGCAGAUUUUUUCAAAGGUGUUUAAUAAGAGAUUUCUACAGUUGACAUCAGUUUUCUUAGCCUACUUUCUUUUGGCAUUAUUUAAAACUGAAUCCACAGGUUUUUUUGCUAAAUGAUUUUGGAAGCAAAGAUUAUGUAGCAGGAUUUUGGCACUUUCCUGAAAACGUGUUAUAUAUCAACUGCAAAAACCUAAUCAUGAUCUACUGUGUACUGAAAAUGAUACUAGAUUUUUGUAGUUUUUUUGGUGAGUACAUUAUUUUUACACUUCUGCUAUAUCAUAACUCGUUACUCUGGAAGUUUUAUUACCUCGCCUGUAAAUAACUUACAAUUGGUAUUCAUUUAUAAUGACUUUGUAAUAGCUGACACUUACAAACUUGCAACAAUCAUUCCUAUAACUUAUAUUAUUUUGUACUAAUUUUGGAGCAGUUAAGGGAAUAAGAUGUAAUUGUGAUGACAGUUCUGGAUUGACUCUCUAUAUGUAUUUUUGUAUUUAGAAAAAAGCAAAAUAUGUUAAUGCAGUGCAAAAAAGUCCAGAUGUUUCCCUGACUUUCUACUAUUGUUUAAAAAAAAAAAUGUUCAUCUGAAUUGUCAUACCUGCAUUGAGCUUUCAGUAUGUUCAGUUGUAAUCUUCUCUUACAGGGUGACUGUGCAAGAUUUGGAAUAGCUAGUACCUAAAUUAUUGUCAUGUUUGUAAGGGUAAAAAGUUUUGAGGCUUAUGCUAAGUUACCCUGAUGUUUGAACUUGUCAGGGAUUUAUCACUGACUGCUUCUGAUUUGGAGGGUUCUUGUUUACUACAGAAGUAGUAGCAUCAGCAUCCAUAUAAAACUUGACAUGGAAUGCUGUGAAGUGCAAGGAAAUCUCAAGGUAUAAGCAAUUAAUGUCUUGUCUCAAGCAUGUGUGAUGGAAGCACUGUUGUAUCCUAUAUUGAAGAAACUGUUUUUCUGGACAGUGGGACACUUGGAAUCUGCCAGGUUUGGGCCUGUACUUAGUAGUGUGGUGGGGUUUUUUGUUUUGGGGGGGUUUUAUCUUCACCUUUUGGUAUGUAUCUAGAAUUAACUUGACUGUCUACUGGGUGUCUGUUCACUCGAAAGGCAGCUAUGACUGCAUCCUAAUGACUGUUAGGAAGUUGAUUCUUAGAGGUUUACACUGAGAAGUGCAGUUCUUACUACAUGGCUAAUCUCUAGUCUCUUCCCAUGGGCCAGUUUGCGUUGUGAAUUUAAUUCAAUAUGUGAAAAAAAGUAAAAGGUUAAAGAUCUAAAAAAGACAGCGUGAAUUUUGUGCUUUGUCAGUUGAUCUAUUGGAAAAGAAGUAACAAAGGACCGUCACAGAUAAGUGAGAAAUGUGGUUGCUUUCUGCAUGUUUGUAAGCAUGGUGAGCCUGCCAAGAGAAAAUUGAUUUUUUUUUAAAGAUAUCGAUAAUUUGAAAAUGCAAUAUAAAUAUUUAUCAGUUAGAUGACAUUGAGCACUGAAUUGCAUGGUUGAGUAUCUGUCAUAGGCCUCUUUGAAAAGGCUUCAUGUUACUGAUAGGACCAUGAUGUUGAAUUGUAUAUUUUUAUGGAACAACUAAUGUUUGAAGUAUUGAGACCAAAAUCACUAGUUAGACAAAUCAUGGAUGUGUUUUAAUUUAAUUGUAAAAUAGUAGAGAUUUGUUUUAGAGAGAGAGGAAAAAAAAAAAUAUAUAUAUAUAUAUAAAGGAAUGUAUGGGUACAAGAUAGAAAUGUGUGUUUUAAGACCUGUAUCCCUUGUGUUACUGAAAAGCGGUGUUUUCUGUUACUCUAAGGAAAUAUUUACUUUAGUGUAACUAGAGCUGCUAAAUGCAGUAGCAUUUUUCAUUCUGAACUGUAGCAUUUGGAUACAGUUUGUCAACUACUACAAAAUGUGGGGAGGCUUCUCUGGACCUAAAGCUGUUGUAUGUGUAAGAUUUCAUAGAAAGUCUUAAAAUGGCAACAACAAAAAAACUCCCAGCAAACAAAACUCAUCAACAGUCAUCUUUAAUACUAUGAAAACCUUAUAAUGUUAAGGAAAGGAUGGAAUAAAAUAUACCAAGAAACUCAGUCUUUAUUACUACUGAGCAGUGCCUGUACUGUUUUAAUAUGCAGUCCCUACACACUUGAUGUACUUGAGUAUGUGAAUGAGUUAAGAGGUAUCAUUUCUGCAGAUAACUUCUGCAUCUGUUGCUGCUGUGAGGGAUAUUUGGGUUUUAUCAACAGGAAAAUAAAAGUUGAAUUUCA